UUCAGCCACACCUUUUUUGCUGCAACAAUCAGAUACUGCACCCUAUUGGGUCUAAUUUCAUUACCCAGUGCCCACUGCUUACUAGAAGAGUAGGAGUAAAGUAAACACUGCAAGAGUACAAGUAUAAAGGUUGAGUGUAAAAUAUCAAUGAUAACAGGAUUAAUAGCAACACUGAGAGAGAAGGAGAAAAACAAGAUAAAGUGGAGAAAAUGUUGUAUCAUAUAAUGAUUAUAGUAUUACUGAGUAUCUGUUGUAUUGAUGCUGCUACUGUUUGGUUUGAUCCUAAUACUUACAAUGUGACUGAAGAAGAUACCAAUAUAACUGUUAUCAUCUCAUUAGUGACAUCUGAGCCUCUUAGUGCAGACUCCACUGUUAGAAUAUCCAACGUAACUAAUGAUGGAGCAACCAAUCAAGCUACUGCUGGAGUUGAUUACAUGUCAUUUAAUGAUACAGUCACUAUACCUGCUGGUUCUACAAGUUAUAAUUAUACUGUCACCAUCUUCUCUAAUCCAGAGGCUGAAUUAUCUGAAGUAUUCAGUGUAUCUGUAGAGUUUGUCAGUGGAAACCAACUGACAGUUAAUGGAUCUAAUGCUGUAAUAACUAUUAAUGAUACUGAUGUUCCUACUGUGAUGUUUGAUCCUGUUACUUACAAUGUAACUGAGGGAAAUUCUUUUAUAAUCUCAUUUGUGACAUCCCAACCUCUUCUUGGAUCAUCUAUUGUUAGACUGUAUGAUAUACCAACUGCUGGAGCAACUAAUCAUGCUACUCCUGGAGAUGAUUAUGGGUCAUUUAAUAGGACGAUCACUCUACGUGUUAGCAGCUCCACAAGAUAUUAUGAUUAUUCUAGACAUAUGUAUGAUGAUUACAGAGCUGAAUUUACUGAGCAAUUCAGUGCAACGUUAGAGUUUGUCAGUGGAUGGCCAUUGACAUUUACUGGACCCAAUGCUACUCUUAAUAUUAAUAAUGUUGAUGUGCCUACUGUACAGUUUUAUCCAGUUACUUACAGAGCAUAUGAGGGAGAUACUAAUGUAACUCUUAAUAUCUCAUUUGUGACAUCACAACCUCUUCUUGGAUCAUCCAUUGUUAGAAUAUUUGAUAUACCAACUACUGAAGCAACUAAUGAUCAUGCUACACCUGAUCUUGAUUACAUGUCAUUCAAUGAUAUAAUCACUUUACCUGCUGGUGCUACAAGACAUGAUUAUACUAUUCUUAUCAUUCUUAAUCUUGAGGCUGAAUCAUAUAGAGAAGUAUUCAGUGCCACUUUAGAGUUUGUUAGUGGAUGGCCAUUGACAUUUACUGGAUCCAAUGCUACCAUUACUAUUUAUGAUGCUAAUGUCCGUACCAUCGGAUUCUCCUCCAGUUACAGUUAUAUUUAUUCUCAAGAGACCACUAAUGUUACUCUUACUCUAAGAGGUGUGACAUCACAGCCUCUAUUAGGAGACACUAUCAUUAGACUAACUGAUGUACCUACACCUGGUACUACCAAUCCUGCUACUAGGAACAUUGACUACAUUGGCUUAAAUGAGGAGAUACCUCUACCUGUUGGGUCUACUGGUUUCUCUUAUAAUGUGACAAUACUAGCAUCUCCAGCAUCUGAGCUUACAGAAUACUUCAAUGUUAACAUGUCCUAUGUAAGUGGAGCACCAUUAAGAGUGACUGGAUCAGUUGCUACCAUCACCAUUUAUGAUACUAGCUUUAUAUUGUUGACAUUCACUUCUCCUGAGUAUAUAGUUUCUGAAAACAAUGGAAGUGUCACUGUUACUGUAACAUCAUCAUCUCCUGUUCUUACUGAUACUGUCAUUAGAUUAACUGAUGAACCAACUAGUGGUGGAGCUAGAAAUAUCACUGAUUAUAAAUCAUUUUCUGAUACAAUAACAAUACCAAGUGGACAAUCAUCAGCUUCAUAUUCAAUAUCAUUAGUAGAUGAUACUGUACCAGAAUCGACAGAAUCCUUUGAUGUUAGAAUGGGCAUAGUAUCAAGAUAUCGUGUUACUUCUAAUCACAAUACAGCAGUUGUGACUAUCACUGAUAAUGACAGUACAAGCUCUAUUGAUGUGGCACUAGUGAUAUCUGGUCUGAAUAUAUCCUUUAUUAUCAUAUUGACGAUUAUAUUAAUUGCUGUCAUUUUGUAUUUUAGGAGGAAACUUAAUAAUUCAAUGACUGCUGACAAGCCACCAGUUGCUACUACUGAGGCCAGUAAUAUGAUGUAUGAUAAGAAUGUGAGCUAUCAACUGCAUAAAAUAACUAAUGAGACUGGUGUGUAUGAAGAUGUUCUUCAUUAAUAAAGUCAUUGAUGUAAUUAAUUAUUGUUAGUUGAUGAUUGAACAUUAUUAGUUAAUAGUUACUUAAUUCAACCUCUUGCUUUUUAAGGAUAAGUACCUUUGUUUGCUGUUCCUGUACA
Messenger RNA from Amphimedon queenslandica, 2401 nucleotides. RefSeq names its product G-protein coupled receptor 98-like. Bases 210 to 2282 code for a protein of 690 amino acids. The record is from RefSeq and is a predicted model, not a curated record. The transcript has 15 exons. NCBI's taxonomy places the organism in Eukaryota, Metazoa, Porifera, Demospongiae, Haplosclerida, Niphatidae. Gene Ontology annotation, biological process: cell communication; metal ion transport. Gene Ontology annotation, cellular component: membrane.